Molecule: messenger RNA, 5365 nt
Organism: Serinus canaria (Common canary)
Lineage: Eukaryota; Metazoa; Chordata; Aves; Passeriformes; Fringillidae
Gene: LPGAT1
Product: lysophosphatidylglycerol acyltransferase 1
Exons: 9
Coding region: 288-1400 (370 amino acids)
Cellular component (GO): endomembrane system
Molecular function (GO): acyltransferase activity
Source: RefSeq, a predicted model, not a curated record
CUCCCGGGCGGUCACGGCGGACGCGGCGGGGGCGGGGAGCGCGGCCCCUGCGCCCGGCAUGAACCCGCGGCGGGGGCUCGGAGGCGGCGGCGGUGCCGAGGGAGCCGCAGGGCGAGCAGCGCUGCCGUGACCGGGCCAGCCACCUCCGGGUCCAUGAGCCGCCGCCAGCCGCCGCCGCCAGCCCAGACCGCCGUCGCCGCCGGGCCCAGCUCCCCCAGCCCCGCCGCUUCCGCCGCCGCUCCGCCGCCCCGCCGGAGGACGGUCCCGCGCCCUCCGCUGUGAAGAGCAUGGCCGUGACUCUAGAGCAGGCCCAGAAGGUGGGCUGCACCUGCCUGAAAGCACUCCUCAGGUUCGCUUUUAUGGUCGCCAAUAACCUGGUUGCUAUUCCGUCCUACGUCUUGUAUUUAAUUGUGCUGCAGCCUCUCCGAAUAUUGGACAGCAAAAGCUUCUGGUAUAUCGAAGGAGUGUUAUUUAAAUGGCUUUUAGCUAUGGUGGCUUCCUGGGGCUGGUGGGCAGGAUACACAGUAGUGGAAUGGGGUGAUGAUGUUAAAGCAGUGUCAGAAGAUGAAGCCAUGGUGCUGGUGAACCACCAAGCGACGGGUGACGUCUGCACUCUGAUGAUGUGCCUUCAGGAUAAAGGCACGGUUGUCCGUCAGAUGAUGUGGCUGAUGGACCAUAUUUUUAAGUAUACAAACUUUGGCAUUGUGUCUCUAAUCCACGGAGACUUCUUUAUAAGACAGGGGAGAGCACACCGUGACCAGCAGCUUGUGUUACUCAAAGAUCAUCUAGAAAAAUAUUACAGGAGCCGCAAUAGGAAAUGGAUUGUUUUAUUUCCAGAGGGUGGCUUUCUUAGGAAAAGAAGAGAAACAAGCCAGGCAUUUGCCAAGAAAAACAAUUUGCCAUUUCUUAAGCAUGUCACUCUGCCAAGAGUUGGGGCAACACAAGUAAUUCUGAAGACGCUUGUAGCACCACAAGAAAAUGGAACUCCACCAGGUGGAGAUGCUGUGAGAAAAGGGAGCAGAUCCAAAGGCCUCCAAUGGGUGAUAGAUACAACCAUUGCAUAUCCCAAAGCUGAACCUAUAGACAUCCAAACCUGGAUUCUUGGCUACCGACAACCAGCAGUGACACACGUACAUUACAGGAUUUUUCCAGUGAAAGAUGUCCCUGCAGAGCCUGAAGCUCUCACAAACUGGCUGUAUCAACGAUUCAUUGAAAAGGAAGACCUCUUGACACAUUUCUAUGAAACAGGAGCUUUUCCACCACCCCAGGGUCAGACAAAAGCCAUUUCUCGGGAGAUGACCCUCAGUAACCUGUGGCUGGUUGCCAUACAAUCAUUUGCAUUUUUGUCAGGAGGGAUGUGGUACUGCUUCUUUCAGUAUUUGUACCAUUGCCUAUUUUAAAAGUGGAAUGGGACCUGAGGACACAGUGGGAAUCCAGGCUCUUGCAAAUGAGUAUCAUGUUGUAUGUGCAAAUGUGAAUAUUCAAGAGUAAAGGAAAAUACUGGAUGGACUUUUACCUCUCUUUGGGGGAAUUUUAAACUCCACUAAAAGUGAAGAUCAGUAACAUAGUGACCUGAUGAUGUAUUAUUUUAAGAAUUGUCUGUAUUUUUAAAAAUGUAUACUCUCACCCACACUUAAGCAAAUUCAUUAUUUGGACAAAAGGUGCAAUUGUUCAACCACCGUAGAAGAAUGUCUGUGACAAGAAAGCUUUGUCACCACAGGUAUUUCUUGGCAUUGUAGUUAGAGCUCAGAAAAUUCAGCAACUUGUCUCUUCAGUAGUGUGUACAGCAUUGGUGUGGUAGAGAUUCCUCAUUUGCACAACGUGUACUUUAUUGCAGCUCAUUGUGCUGGAGUCAGAGAUCCUCAGCAGAGCUGGUGGAGGUGUCUUUGUGGCUACGCAGUCAGCAGUUGUUGUAGCAGACACGUUGAUCUGAACCCAACACCCAAAUAAGAUCUGGUGUCAGGUCUGUCCUCUGAGGCACUGGCCCUCAAACAAGCAUUGCAGCAUCACGGUGUGAUUCAAAGCUGUCCACGUGGGAUGAAUCAGCCUAUCCCUGCUGUGGUCUUGCCAUCAGCUCUCCAAGUUCCAUGUGCUACCAGUGUCUCGUGUUAUAGGGCAACUUGGAAAAUACAAAGUCACUUGGUUAAAUUCCCUUUUUUAGGUCAGAAUGCAGCCAAAACCCUCACCAUCAGUUUUGAAAAUGCACUUUCAAAGGUGAAAAGUCAGUGAAGGAAGGACGUAAAACUUAGGGAACAGAGGGAAGCUUUGUUUGUCACACGUUGGAAGGCAGAGCAAUUCUAGCUGUUUCUGAAGGUCUGCUGGUGCUGCUGGUGAUUUUUAGCCACCUUUGUAUUUUGUAUACUGCAGUCCAACCAUGGUGACCUUGAAGUGGUUUAUAGAGGCCUUUUUCUCCCUGCUAGUUGCAACAGUGCUAAAUAUACUUGUGGGAGAGUUUGAAUAAGUAAAUGCCAACCAUCUUAAUGUUUUGCUAAGGAGUAAUAGAAGAAAAACUAGUUUCAUAAAAAGAAAAAUAGGUAUAAUUGCUAUCAUAAAUCUGUAGGAAGAUACUACUGAAAAAAUAAGUCUGGUCAAUAUUCUGAAUAACUACAUGGAGGGCAGUAUUAAUUAGCUCACCACUAAAAUCUUACUGCUAAAAUCUUACUGGAAUAAGGAUGGGUUGAACUGAAGGGCAGCUGGGAACAGAAGACACUUUCAGAUGUGUAGUGCAGGAUCCUUUUGAAAGGAUGUCAGUGAUGUACAGCCUUACUUCUGGCAGGUCUGGUUGGCAUUGUGUUUAUGUGAUUAUGCGCAGAUUUGCGAGAACGGUUCCUAAAAUAAAACUAAUCUCUCUAAAUACAGGCAGGGUAGCCAGAACUUCAGAUGCUGGCAUACUGCCUUCUACAGAGUAAUUUUGUUGAGAACAAAGUAAGCCCUCAGUAGUUUUGGCUCUGAGCUAGCAAUAUUGAUUCCCCUUCUGUCUCCCUCUGCUGCUACAUGAAUCACAGGAGGUGGUGUGCAGAAUACAAAACCUUGCCAGUGUUCCCUUUCUGUGGGGGGGCAGGGUUGGAAAGAACAUACCAAAACACAAGGCAGUGCCAAUUUCCCUGGCUUUGUGGAAAAAUACUUUGUCAAAUAUGCCAUCCCUGCCUCUCCCCAUGCAGCAGUGGUUGCUCAGUGGGGAUGGAUGCAAAGUGACACCACAGUAAGGUCCCCUGAAUGUGUGUUCCCUCCGUGACUCCACAGGAGGCUGGAGGCAAAGUACAGUGGUUGCUAAUAGCUUCAUGUUUGAAGCAAGAUGCUGUUUAUAAAUACCAUCUCUGCACCUGAAUUCUGGUGUAACCAUUAAAAAGAGGUAGGUGUGCCAUGAUAGGGAUGGAGUCCAUCGAGUAUUUGUUGUUUCAUGUUGUUCUUGCUAAAGUUCAGCUGAUGGAAUGAAUGUAUUUAAUCUGCCAUUUGAGAGGGCGGUGUUGGGGCAGCCCAGCACUGUUUUGUGUAAGUGUUAUUUCUGCUGCCCGUGGGACUGACUCUUUCAACUCCAAAAGGCAGGUGGCAAGCUACUCACUUGCUGUCCUCCCCCAUGUAGUUUGGUUAGACCCACAGAGAUGCCCAGAGUACAGCUCAUUUUAUUUUGAGCUAGGACAGACUGGACUGAUGCAAAAAGGGAAGUUCAUGUAAGCAGAAUGCACAGCAGUUACUCACAUCAGGAGAUUGUUUCUUAUAGACCCUGUGAACUCCAUGUAAGAGCAUCUUGUUUUGUCAAAUGCAGUAUUUUUAUUUUCCCAGUGGGUUGCAGUCCAUAGCAAGUGUUCACAUGCUGCCUCAAGAAAUUAGCACUGCGCAGUAAUGUUUCAGGCAAGCGUUGGAUUGAUCUGGUCCUGUUCAUUUUCACUUUGUUCCUCUGUAGUUCUUACUCUUACAAGAAGUUUGUUUCCAAGCACUGGUUGUUGUUUCAGUAGGGUGUGGAAACAGUGUCACUCCCAGGCUUCUCUCCUGCCUGCACUAGGAAAUGUGAAGAGCACCUGACAUCACAGCUCCCUACGGCCGAGUUGCUGUGGGUGACACCAGAAUGAAACUGUUGGAAAGCACCUCCAAAGGAGCCUCCCAGCAUGAUCCUCGAUCCUGCUUCAUGAAAGAUAAUAAAUAGGAUAAAAUAAGUUUUGCUAUGAAGGGAAGAAUGUAAAAUGGAUACAUAUGUAGGAAAUUCAGUGCUAAAAAUACCAUGCUGGUUCAGACUGUCUGGAGCUUAGCAGGUGAGUCUGUAAAACACAAAUUUCUGUCUGCUGCAGUUCGGUUCUACCUUCUGGCAGUUGGCUGCAGUUCUGGAUGUAAUGGGUGUUUUGCUGCACCAUCCAUGGGUUGCCUCCUCUGGAGAGUUCAAAAUGUGUUUUGAUAGAAACGUGAAUGAACCAUACCGUUGAUCACAAAUCAAUAUCACAUUGAAUUUAUAUUAAGGGAGAAAUAAUGGAAAAAUGUGUAAAAUUAUCAAAAAUGAAAAAUUCACAGAAAAAAUUCCAAAUGAAAGCUGUUGCACGCAAAAAUGAGAGCAAUUUGAGUGCAUGGCAAAUAAUAAAGAUGGUUCUCUGCCAAGGUUGCCCACAAAAAUCUCCACAUUUUUACGUUUAAUUGUUCAUAAAGAAGUUGUUAGGGUUGAAGUUGUGUCAGUCCUCACGGUUUAGCUUUGCUGCUCUGUGAAUCCCAUGAUGUGAAGAGCACCUGUCCAUCCACGCCAAGCAGUUUCUUCAGUGCCCUGGGGUGAGUGUGCCGUCAUUUCAGUCUCACUUGGGUUCCAUGUGUGGUUCUGUUGAAUCUUGCAACAGUGGUGUCUCUUUUUCUUUUUUUUUUUCUUUUUUUUCUUUUUUUUUUUUGUAAAGUUGCUGUCACCAGAUGUUGAGAAGUGAAAUUUCAGUUUACCUUGAUUUCCUGGAAGAUUAAAAGCUUCCCUCUCCCUCCUCCCCCAGCGUCAUGAAUAAGGUGCAUCUUCUUGCAGUACAAAUAAAGCGAUCACUGUGGUACUGUUCCUUGUUCACUUGGUUUGCAGAUGAUGGAACUUUCCUUUGUGUGACACUGCCAUAAAGUGCUGUUAACUUUUCUCACCUGUUUGUGCACGACAGUAACAGAUACCGAUCACUGUGUGUGACAGGAUUCAACUGCUCCGCUUUGCCUUGACAUAAAUUUUGGGACCAAAGGUACCUAAAACUGGGAUUUCCAAACCAUGAGCCCAGGGUUGGAUGCAUUCUCUUGACAGUCAGCUGAAGAUUUUGUGGUGAUCUGAUACAAUCACACAAAAUAAUUAUACAUCUGGGGUUCUGUAUUUUUUGGAAAUAAUGGAGCCAUAUGAAAUAAAGGGUUAUUUUGCAAAAUUGCA